CAGGGAGCCAUGAGGGCGGCGAGCGGUGCCUUGGGCAUGGACAGCGCCGGGCGGACCAGGGAGGCCUACGUGGAGUACCUGAAGAGCAUCACCCUCAUCGCCCAGGCCCUGCAGGAGGAGGCGGCAGGCACAGAGAACAGCGAGGGGAUCACCCCUGACACCCCAAAGCUGCUGAAGCUCGCGGAGCAGUGCCUGGAGAGGGUCAAAUCCAUCGCAGCAGCGCUGGGGAAAACCCAGGUGAAACCGGCUGCAAAGGAGCAAGGUGGGGGCCCUGUGCCCCUCCCCAGGCACCGCCGGGUCUGCUCAGACGAGGGGGGGAAGCUCUCGCCAUUCCUGCCCCCGGAGAUCUUCCAGAAGCUGCAGAUCGCUGAGGCACAGAGCGCACGGAAGGAGCUGACCCCACUGGAGGAGGCCUCCCUGCAGAACCAGAAGCUGAAGGCGGCCUAUGAGGCGCGGGUGGCGCGGCUGAACCCAAGCCAGGCCGUGCAGAAGACAUCCCUGACGCUGUCCCUGCAGCGGCAAAUGAUGGAGAACCUGGUGAUCGCCAAGGCCCGAGAGGAGACCCUGCAGCGCAAGAUGGAGGAGCGGCGGCUGCGGCUGCAGGAGGCGGCCAACCGGAGGUUCUCCAGCAGCGUGGCCCUCACCCCCGAGGAGCAGGAGCAGCGAGCACUCUACGCUGCCAUCCUUGAGUACGAGCAGGACUAUGACUGGCCAAGACAGUGGAAAGCGCAGCUGAAGCGAAGCCCGGCGGAUCUCUCGGUGGUGUCAGGGCUCUUCUCCUGCCUCCUGAGCUGCCCCGAGCACCCCAUCACGCAGCUGCUGCGGCGGCUGCAGUGUGCGGUGUACGCCCGGCUCUACCCCGCCGUCAGCCGCAGCCCCGCCGACGCUUCCCCCGCCUCCCCCUCGGGUCUGUCCUUCCUGUCGCUGGACGCGGGGGGCUCCUCGCUGCCCUCCGAGCCGGGGGGCCGCCGGCUCCGAGCGUCCCGCAGCCUGCACUGCAUGUUCUCGGUGCCCGAGCACGGCCCGGCCGCGCUGCGGCACAGCCAGUCCAGCACCCCCCUGGCCGACAGCGGCGCCCCGGGGCCCACACAGCCCCCCGAGACCCCCCGGGAAAGCUCCUUCGAGGACCUGGAGCGGUUCCUGGCGUCCCCCGAGGGCUGGGCCCCCGCAGAGCCCCCGGCCAGCUCCGGGCAGGACGCGGCGCUGCCGGAGCUGCUGAAGGGCGUCGUGAGGGACAUCCACAACGCCAUGGAGCCCCCGGCCAGCUCCGGGCAGGACGCGGCGCUGCCGGAGCUGCUGAAGGGCGUCGUGAGGGACAUCCACAACGCCAUGGACAGGCUGCUGGCUCUGACUCUGCUGGCCUUCGAGGGGCUCGGCACCGCUGCCGGCAAGGACCAGUGCCUGGCCUGCCUGGAGGAGGCUUUCUUCCCCCCACUCUGGGCCCCGCUCCUGGCCCUCUACAGGACGGUGCAGCAGCCCCGCGAGGCGGCCCUGGCACGCAGCAUGGAGCGGCACCGGCACGCCAGCCCCGCCGACAUGGGGCUGGCCUCACGCCUCUUCCCACCCGCCCCCGGCCGCCCCGCCUACGCCUCGGCCGUGCAGGACCUGCGCCUCAUCCCGCUGGAGACCUGUCCCCGCAGGAAGCUGGAGUGCAUCGUGCGAGCCCUGCGGGGCAUCUGCGAGUGUGCCGAGGAGUACUGCGGCAGCCGGGACAGCCGGAGCCUCGCCACGGCCGCCAUCGGGGCAGAUGACCUGCUGCCCAUCCUGUCCUACGUGGUGCUGCAGACGGGGCUGCCCCAGCUGCUCUCCGAGUGUGCUGCCCUGGAGGAGUUCAUCCAUGAGGGGUACCUGAUCGGGGAGGAGGGGUACUGCCUGACGUCCCUGCAGAGCGCCCUGUCCUACGUGGAGUCCCUGCAGUGAGGAGGGGGCGGCGCGGGACCCCCACACCCCCGGCCAGGAUGUGUGCAGGCUCGGCGCUGCGGCAGGAGCACCGGCAGGACUACGCGCAGCAAUGCCGGCAGGAAUUC
This is a messenger RNA of Pseudopodoces humilis (Tibetan ground-tit), 2027 nucleotides long. The record is from RefSeq and is a predicted model, not a curated record. NCBI's taxonomy places the organism in Eukaryota, Metazoa, Chordata, Aves, Passeriformes, Paridae.